Molecule: messenger RNA, 471 nt
Organism: Knipowitschia caucasica
Lineage: Eukaryota; Metazoa; Chordata; Actinopteri; Gobiiformes; Gobiidae
Source: the annotation of a GenBank genome assembly
AUGCGUGACUGUAAGAAGAUAAUGGAUUCUUGGAAGACUUCUCUGGUGCUGGUGUGUCUGAUUGGAUUCACCUGCGCCGAUCUGGUUAAAUUCAUCGAUUGUGGGUCUUCUGUUGGCAAAGUCUCCAGCGUCGACAUUACCCCGUGUCCCACUCAGCCAUGCCAACUUAAAAAAGGGCAAGACUACAGCGUCAAUGUCACCUUCCUGAGCGAUGACGAGACACAGAAGAGCACCGCAUUGGUUCACGGUGUCGUCGCUGGAGUUGCAAUCCCUUUUCCAAUUCCAGUCGACGAUGGCUGCAAAUCCGGCAUCAACUGUCCCAUCCAGAAGCAGCAUUCCUAUAGCUAUGUCGCCACUCUGCCUAUCAAGUCUGAAUAUCCCUGUCUCAAGGUGGUGGUGGAAUGGGAGCUGAGAGACGAUAACAGCAAAGAUUUGUUCUGCAUCAAGUUUCCUAUUCAGAUUGUAGACUAA